AUGUGCUCUGGGCGUUCUAAGAAUGAUGAGCCUCAUCUCCCCUUCGCAUUCCUCUCUUCUCUUCCCUCCUCCAUCUCGUCCCCUCCCUCACUCUCGUGUUCCCCGACAAUGAAUGGAGGGUGCGCUCUGCUCUCAAGGCACCGUGGUGCUGAAGGCGCACAAGGGAGGGGCGUCCCUUCAGGCCUCCGUGCUGUCAAGGCGCGCCUCUGUGCUGUUCCGCAACGAUGUGGGCAAGGUGAUGUUGAACGCGCCACUGUGCAAGGGCAUAACCAUCAUGCCCCUCUCACCCCCUCUCUACCUCCCCCCCCUUCCCCCUCCUUCCCGCCAUUGUCGUGCACACUCUCCCGCACGCAGGUGGGCAAGGUGAUGCUGAACGCGCCACUGUACAAGGGCAUAACCAUCAUGCUCAAGAAAAACAACAUCACCGCCGUCCUGCAGUCAUGUCAAGACGACACUGCUCCUGCCGGCACCACGCUUGACAAGUCCCCGAGGCCCGUGACCUUCAAGCUUGCAUCGGUGAAGGCAGCAGAAGACUUGCAAGCUGGGUUCAAGGAAGCUUGUGAUCAACUCUUCCACACCAGAUUCCUCUCCGCAGUCAGCUCAUCCAGCCAAAGCCUACUCUCAGCCAUGGCUGCCUUCGCUGUCUGCUCUGCCUCCGUGGUGGCUCCCUCCAGCCUCUUGGCUAACAAGAGCGUUGCGUCGAGCAAGGUGUCCGCCACCCCCAUGCUCGUCAGCAACAAGAGCCGCGUUGUGAUGAGCGCGAAGAAGGAGCAGAACAUCGCUCUCCCCGUCACCGCUGCUCUGAUCGCUGCUGCCAUCAUCCCCGAGAUUGCUGAGGCUGCCCAGCCCGGCGUGUCCCCCUCACUGCAGAACCUGAUCAACAGCGUGAUUGCUGGCGGUGUUGUCCUGGGAGGCAUUGCCGUAGCUAUCGUCGGCGUGUCUACCUUCGACCCCGUCAAGAGAAAGUAA
Messenger RNA from Closterium sp. Naga37s-1, 969 nucleotides. Lineage: Eukaryota; Viridiplantae; Streptophyta; Zygnematophyceae; Desmidiales; Closteriaceae. The record is from the annotation of a GenBank genome assembly.